This is a messenger RNA of Geodia barretti, 936 nucleotides long. The record is from the annotation of a GenBank genome assembly. Lineage: Eukaryota; Metazoa; Porifera; Demospongiae; Tetractinellida; Geodiidae.
UAUAGCGCAUGCGAUACAUUCCAGUCUACACGGACUGUGGCUAAUGUCGGUGCUUUGGGCCUCCUAUAGUCGAAGUGAAGAAGGAUAGAUAGCGAGAGGUAGGGGUAAACGAUGGGUAGUUGCUGCGGAAGACCACCGACCAAUUCUAAGAGAAGAGACAGAAGAGAAGACGGACACCAGCCACCACGUUUAUACCAGCCACCGCCGCCGGACCUCGGUCCGCCGUACGGAGGACCUGCCCUCGCCAAUGACACAGGGACACUAGGAGGAAAUGUCCGAGGAUACAUACCGCAGGGGCCGAUAUUUGUAGCGUUGUUCGACUACGAGCAACGGACGAGCGAAGAUCUGACGUUUAGAAAAGGAGAAAGACUGGAGAUACUGAAUGCACAGGACGGUGACUGGUGGCAGGCUCGAAGUCUGGACUCCAUGAGAGAAGGAUACAUUCCAAGGAACUACGUCGCUGAAUACAAGACUAUUGAGGCUGAAGAGUAUGUCUGCUUUUCUCUGUGUGUGUAUUUCUGUCCAAACUCCCUCCCUCCCUCCACUGUCCAAGCCAGCAAGCCCAUGGCCAAUGGGCGAACUUUGACCUUAGGGGGUGUGGUCACCCUCCCUCCUGGGAUCUGGUUCUUUGGUCCCAUAAAGAGGGCGGAGGCAGAGAAGUUCCUGCGGGCCCACAACGUGCGAGGAACGUACCUGAUUCGAGAGAGUGUGCGUCGAGAAGUCCCCCCUUCCUCCCAACACCCCGUGUUUGUGGGGAAAUACGAUUACGACAGUCGUACGGAUGACGACCUCAGCUUCAAGAAGGGAGACCUGAUGUACAUCAUCUCCACUGACGAGGGAGACUGGUGGUUUGCCCGCGCCAAGGACACGGGGAGGGAGGGAUACAUUCCUAGCAACUAUGUCGCUGAGUACAAGAGUCUUGACGCUGAAGAGUAA